AUGAGAUUCAAAAUAGGGGAUAAAGUGGAGGUUUUGAAGAAUAAGGAAUGGUCAAUUUCAUGGCGUGCCGGGAAGGUUUUAUCUAUCAGCGGCCAUAAACAUCUCGUGCAGUAUGAGUCAAAUCCCGACACGCUUAGUAACAAAAAUGUGGAGAUUGUUUCAAGUAAGUUUAUGAGGCCACAACCUCCUCUUGUUAAGGAUGUGGAAAGCUAUUCUGUUGGUGACAUUGUGGAGGUGUUUUAUCAAGAUUCUUGGAAGAUUGGUAUUGUUUUGGAUACUUUGGGACGUCAAAGUGGAAUUAAAAGAAAUAGGAAAACUCGGCAAAUGCAGUUUCUAGUUCGGAUAUUUGGGUGCUCACGAGAUUUAGCUAUUGACAGCUCGGAUAUCAGGCCAAGACAAACCUGGAUUGGUGAGAAAUGGGUUCUGAUGGGAAAGGGUUCCCAAUCACGCGAUGACAACGCAACUAGUCGACCAUUGACAUCAUCAAACUACUUCCGAAGCAAUCGACUGAGAAGGCAUCUCGCGACUGUCCAAGGCAACACUUCCUUGCUUUUUGAAGAACAAAACAAGCCCCCGCAAAAAUUAAAAACGAGCGAGAAAGAAGCCCAAAAGCGUCGAGCAAAGACCCCCUCGAUCGUAAUAUCAAACGAAUUUACCAAAAGGCGAAAAAAUCAUGUUUGCGACUUCUCCUCGUUCAAAGGCUCUGAUUUGAAUACUUCAGACAUCGAUGCUUGUUCGGUUGGGAGUUGUAGUAUCGUCUCAAACAGUUUCAAAAAUUCAUGCGGUCGUUUUCUAUCUACAAAUGAGUUUGACCAAGAAAGAGAGACGCUUAUUAGUGAUGCCGAGUCUUUUUAUGGGACAGGCUCAGGAAGAAAAAUCUUUCUCUCUCAUCCUCGAGACGAGGAUUUAGAGGUAAGUGUAAGAGAGCUAGAGUUGCAAGCUUAUCGUAGCACGUUGAGAGCAUUGCAUGCUUCUGGUCCCUUGAGUUGGGAACAGGAGGCCAUGUUGACAAAUCUUCGUAUUAUGCUCCGUAUUUCGAAUGACGAGCAUUUGAAUGAGCUGAAGCUCCUAAUUUCCACUGAUAUGGCUGUUAGUGUUAGAUAUGGGUGA
This is a messenger RNA of Striga hermonthica, 1110 nucleotides long. Lineage: Eukaryota; Viridiplantae; Streptophyta; Magnoliopsida; Lamiales; Orobanchaceae. The record is from the annotation of a GenBank genome assembly.